Messenger RNA from Penicillium vulpinum, 1371 nucleotides. Its product is annotated as alpha-ketoacid dehydrogenase kinase family protein. Gene Ontology annotation, biological process: regulation of glucose metabolic process; protein phosphorylation. NCBI's taxonomy places the organism in Eukaryota, Fungi, Ascomycota, Eurotiomycetes, Eurotiales, Aspergillaceae. The transcript has 2 exons. The record is from RefSeq and is a predicted model, not a curated record. Bases 1 to 1371 code for a protein of 456 amino acids. Gene Ontology annotation, cellular component: mitochondrion. Gene Ontology annotation, molecular function: pyruvate dehydrogenase (acetyl-transferring) kinase activity.
AUGACAACCGCAAUAUCUAAAGCUAUGCCUUUUCGGCCUGGCUGCCGAGCCCUUCCAAUUACAAAACCUCGCUUCUUUCGUCAAUCAUCAACGCGGAGUCCAAACUGGGCGGGUCGCCCAUUUGAUGUCGCCAAAGACAAUGUUGCGGAGCUGGCUGCGAGUCCCCGUCGGCCAUUGACACUUGCAGACCUUCUAAAACACGGCCGCCCACCUUUGAACAAAGAAGCUCUUCUAGCCUCUGCCAACUUCACACUUUCCCUCCUCCCCGCCCGACUAGCUUCACGGAUCCAAGCAUUACGAAACCUCCCUUUCAUCGUCGUCUCGAAUCCCCAUGUCUCUAAAAUCUACCAUAAUUACCUCCAUUCGCUAUCAACCCUCAUACCAUACCAACAGCGCCGCAUCACGACUCUCGAAGAAGAGAAACAGUUUGGGGAUGUACUGGCAGAUCUCGUACAAACACAUACAAAUACAAUUCCCGUCCUUGCACGCGGGUUUCUGGAGUGCAGGAAAUAUGUCAGCCCGGCUGACGUGACGAGCUUCCUAGACACGCAUCUACGUGCACGUAUCGGUACACGCUUGAUCGCGGAGCAGCAUCUAGCUCUUCAUUAUGCCUCCCAACCUAUUAGCGAUAACCCAUCCGACGGUGCUGAUGCACCUGCGUCCAAUAACUCGAUUCCAUCAAACUACAUAGGCGUCAUUGACACAGCUUUGCAACCAGCACGCAUCAUCCGGGUAUGCGAGGAUUUCGUUGGAGAAAUCUGUGAGCUCAAAUACGGAGUGCGACCACGUUUGAAGAUUGAAGGUGAGCCCGAUGCCUCCUUUGCUCAUAUCCCUGUACACAUCGAGUACAUUAUCACGGAGCUGUUGAAGAACGCAUUCCGGGCAACUAUUGAGAAUGGAAAUGAGCGUGAGCCCAUCGAGGUGACCAUCGCUGCGGCUCCAGAUGUUCCCGGACAUGAGCGGUCGAUCUCGGGUGAUGCCGAUGCUGGCUUUGAGCUUGAUUCCAAGCUUGCUGGCGCCAAUGAGAAUGAAACUAUCGGGUACUCGGCUCCGUCAUCUCAGAGUAUUACAAUCCGUAUCCGUGACCGUGGUGGUGGUAUUCCGCCUGAGGUUCUCCCCCAUAUCUGGUCGUAUAGCUUCACGACUUUCUCCGACAUGGACUGCCAGGGUUCAGAAAAUGGCAACAUGGAUGCCUUGAACACCAUCUCUGCUAGCGGUGGCCAUCUCAGCAGUAUUGCAGGUCUUGGUUAUGGAUUGCCUCUCAGCCGAGCCUACGCUGAGUACUUCGGUGGCGGCAUUGCGGUGCAAAGUCUGUGGGGAUGGGGGACAGAUGUUUACUUGACACUGCAGGGAGUUGGGAGAAUCGACUGA